Molecule: messenger RNA, 2154 nt
Organism: Mucor mucedo
Lineage: Eukaryota; Fungi; Mucoromycota; Mucoromycetes; Mucorales; Mucoraceae
Product: coth protein-domain-containing protein
Exons: 3
Coding region: 148-1953 (601 amino acids)
Source: RefSeq, a predicted model, not a curated record
UUUUUUUUUUCCUUUUCUUCUUUACAUCUUUCUUCUCCCUUCAUUUUUUAUUUUCUUUCUUUUUUUUUUUGUUUCUUCUUGUAGCUCCCACUUGAGAAAACACACACACACACACACACACAUACAUAUACACACAGAACAGAUCAGAUGAAACUUUCACUCGCUAUUAUUUCUACCUCUUAUUUGGUAGCCAUCGCCCAGGCAGCCUCUGUCAAAUUCAACGUCAUUGCCCCUGGAGCCACCGAUGUCAAGGUUUCAGUCAACGGUCAACAAGUAGCUCUUACUGCCGCUGAUCCCAACGUCCCCUAUUUCUCGGGUGAUGCUGAAGCUGGCUCUGCCAAAGACUACAAGUAUGUUGUCGGUGGUACCGAGGAAGGUUUUGCUCGUGCUCUCGAUAGCACAAAGACCGCUACCUUGAACGAUUUCUAUAACCGUCCCGUGACCUAUGCUAAUAUCCCCAAGUUGCCUUGGCCCAUCGAGAACAACCCUCAAUGGACUGCCAGUGGACCUAAAGCCGAUAUCUUUGAUGAAAACUAUAUCCCUUCCGUCUUCUUCUCUGGUGAUGCUGCUCAAGUCGAUACCUUGGUCAAGACCGUCCCCAAGGACAAGGUCACUGGUACUUUGACUUUUAUUGGUUCUGAUUAUGUCAAUUCUUUCCAAAACGUUACCUUUGGUGUCCACGGUGCUGGCAAGAAGAAGAACAAUGCUAAACAAUCUUGGAACUGGGCUUUAAGUACGGGUGAUUACCUUGGUAACCGUAACUUCUUCAAGCUCCGUCAUAUGGAAGAAGAUCCCACCCAAAUUCGUGAGCGUCUCUACUCUGAUGUCUUGCAUGCUUUAGGUACCUAUGCCAACGAAGCCAACAUGGUGCGUUUAUUCAUCAAUGGUCAAGGUUUCGGUACUUUCAAUAUGUUGGAUGAUAUCACCGAAUACUCCUACAUCAAUGCCAUGUUCUAUGGUGGUAAAGAACAAAACCCCAAGGGUCUUCUCUUUGAUGGUAUGUCCGGUGCUGAUUUCCUCUACCAUCCUGGUAACUUGGAUGGUUACAGUUCCUUCGGUGCUAACAAGGAUAGUCCUCAAACCUAUGAAGCCAUUGACCCCCUUGCCAAGGCCUUUAACGAGACCAGCAUGACAGAUAAUGCAGCUCUUGCCAACUUUGAAAAAAUGUUUGAUGUCGAUCAAUUCAUGCGUUUCAUGGUGAUGGAAUACUUGACUGGUCAUUGGGAUGGUUACUGGAUGGGUCAAACCAACGAUGGUGCUUACAGAGAACCUCCCGCUGAUGGUAAAUGGUAUUACCUCGGUCAAGAUUAUGAUGCUACCUUUGGUGUCAAUCUUGAUACACCUGAUCUUGCCUCCUUCACCUCUGUCUCUUACAAGGAUUUCCCCAGUCGUUAUCCCGGUGGUAUCUUGAUUAACCGUCUUCUUGAGAACCCUGAUAAGAAGGCCACCUUUGAGAAAUACUUGACUGAAACUGUUCGUGUUCUCUUUAACAAUGUCACACUCACUAACCGUGUCUUGGCUCUUCAUGAAUUCCUCUUACCCGAUCUUACCUGGGAUCGUUCUUUAACUCAACAAUCUCCUGGUAUUAACUUUGGUUGGACUAUUGCUCAAGUCACUGAAAACUUGUGGGGAGCUGUUGGUGCACCUAAUGCUAAUGGUGGUGGAGCCUCUUGGGGUUUAGUUCAAUGGAUUGUUGAAAAGUCUGCUGCUGUUGCUAAAGAAUUCAACAUUGAGGUGACUACUACACCUAUGGGUCCUCCUACUACUACUACCAAUGGUACUGUUACACCUGGUGCUGCUAACCAACCUGUUGCCUCUGCUACCCCUGGUGCCAGUGGUAAGAAGGAUACCUCUGCUCAAUCCAAUAACGAAAAGGCCGAAUCUUCUGCACCCCGUGUUCUCCCUACCGCUGCUGUUCUUUUCGCUGCUCUUUCUGCUCUUGCUAUGCUUUAAGCAAAAAAAAAAAAACCAAAAAAAAUACCCACAGCCAUCUUUUUUUUUUCCAAAUUACCCACUAAAAAAAAAAAUAUCUCGUGUGAUCUUUAUUCUUUUUUUUUUUUUCAAGCUCAAAUCAUGUAAUAACAGUAGUUUUAAUUUAAUAAUAAUAUACUAAUAAAAUAAUACCUCUUUUUUUUCCCUAAAAAAAAAAAAUAA